AUGGCGACCGACACGACCUUCCAAGCAGACGAGGAGAAAGCUCGCUCUAACGGCUUACGUCUCGCUACAGAUCCAUCAUGCCUGCAACGUCGACCGCCAGCGACCACCGAGUCUGGCUCCGAAUCCUCUAGCUCGCACAACAGUACCAAUUCGUUUCUGAAACCUGCCGCGGCCAGGCCAUUCGCAACGGUCUCAGUACCGAUUGCCACAGGGGUUACAGCUGUUGAUCACGAUGCAUAUACUCCAGCCGCUUCGAAUUCGACAUUGGAUCUGCUCGCCAAGCAUCGAUCAGUUCAGAUGAUCGCUUGGCUGUACGACUAUACCGGUGGACCAGAGGAUGACGAUUGGCUGCACGAGCCCGGGGUGGAACGGAAGCGCAGCUUGGCACACCUCGCUUUUGGUUGGUGCAACAUCAGCGUUCGAGGCAUCUGCAAUGUGGGUUCGCUGCUGUUACUUUCGUCUUGCCUACUGAUGCUGUUCGCUGGCUAUCCUGUGUUGUAUCUUUUUCUUUCUCGGAAUCCGGAUCAGAAGGCCACUUCGUUCUUCGGUCUGGGUGGAACGAAUGGUAGCGGUCAGGUUCCCGCUUUGCCGUUGUUCUCGCUUGUGGAUUCCGAUACACCGUUCGACGCGUAUGCGUGGACUAACCCACUGGAUCGAGUUGGCUACCACUUGGUGUUCAGCGACGAAUUCGAAACGGCCGGUCGGACGUUCUGGCCCGGCGAUGACCCGUUCUGGGAAGCGAUGGAUCUGCACUACUGGGUUACGGGCGAUUUCGAAUGGUACUCUCCGGAAGCGGUCAAUACUUCGAACGGAUUUCUAAACGUGUGGAUGCAGGAAGAAGCGACGCACAAUCUCAACUUUCGAUCGGGGAUGCUGCAAAGUUGGAACAAGUUUUGUUUCCAAGGUGGCUAUGUUGAGGUGAGUGUGAUCCUACCUGGAGCGCACGAUACUGAGGGGUUCUGGCCGGCGAUCUGGCUGUUGGGCAAUCUCGGGCGCGCAGGCUAUGCAGGUACAACGCAAGGCAUGUGGCCGUAUUCGUACUCGAGCUGCGACGUAGGUACGCUAGCCAACCAGACGAAUGCGCAGAAAACCGCGCCUGCUGCAGCGAUCAACGCGCACGGACUGUACAGUUCGAGCUACGACCACAAACUGAGUUUCCUGGAAGGCCAACGGUGUUCCGCCUGUACUUGCGAUGGAGAAGACCAUCCGGGACCCAACGUGGGCGUCGGACGAAGCAGCCCGGAGAUCGACAUUUUUGAGAUUCAGGUCAACGGUGCACACGGUGCAGCUUCACAGUCGUUCCAGAUCGCGCCUUUCGAUGCAAACUACACGUGGGACCAAUCACCAAAAGUGGCGCAACUGCAUGGACAAGAUACGAUGUUCAACUCAUACACGGGUGGAGUGUAUCAGGAAGCCGUGUCAGCAGUGGCCAAGAUCCCCGAUACAGCGUUUGCGUCGUCCGGCGGCGUACCGGUGACGAUGGGCGUCCAGUACGAUCCCGACUGGACCGGCGAUGGCACCGGAUCCAUCACGUGGUUUCUAAACGGCAAACCCACUUGGACGCUCUCUGGUCACUCGUUAAAAGCCAACCGGUAUACAGAGAUCGGUCAGAGGAUCAUCCCGACCGAACCGAUGACUCUCGUCAUCAACUUGGCGCUAUCCGAUGGAUUCCAAAAGGUGAAAUGGGACCAAGUCGAAUUUCCAGCUGUGAUGAAGGUCGAUUAUGUAAGGGUCUAUCAGAAGGAUGGUCAGGAGGACAGAAUCUCUUGCGACCCGGACGACCACCCGACCUCAAAGUAUAUACACGACCAUCUAGAUGUGUAUAUGAAUCCGAACUUGACCGUCUGGGACCAGGCAAAGUAUCCUUGGCCCAAGAAUAGCUUCCUCGGACAAUGCUGA
This is a messenger RNA of Mycosarcoma maydis (corn smut), 1899 nucleotides long. RefSeq lists its product as uncharacterized. Lineage: Eukaryota; Fungi; Basidiomycota; Ustilaginomycetes; Ustilaginales. The transcript has 2 exons. Gene Ontology annotation, cellular component: endoplasmic reticulum membrane; plasma membrane. Bases 1 to 1899 code for a protein of 632 amino acids. Gene Ontology annotation, molecular function: glucosidase activity. The record is from RefSeq and is a predicted model, not a curated record. Gene Ontology annotation, biological process: (1->6)-beta-D-glucan biosynthetic process; fungal-type cell wall organization.